UUUUUUGAUACUGUUCAUUCCUCACGACCAUAUAUCUUAACGACAUUGUAUUUUUGUUAUACCUGUGCUUCGGAUUCUUCAUAUAUUUCCUUCAAUUACGACCGGUUCCACUUCAUUCGACUGCGGCGCAGCGCUGCGAAAUACUUCGACCUUGAAUCAUUUAAAAUUCAAGCUGGCAAAACGCAGUCUGUAUAAGAUUGCUAGUCAUCGUAGCAAGUUUCAAUGGUAAUGGAGAUAGGGCUUGUAAACGACUCAAUAUGGCGUAUUUCUGUUCUCCGUAGCCAAAAUUUACACCAGCUGCUUCACCGUCGAAGUAGCAAUAAUUUGAACGGCUGGAGACCGCUAGUCACGAUUUCCGUUGACCCUCAUUUGGGGCAUAAUCAUUGCGAAAUCCACGAGACAACCUUAGGAAGCGACGGACAGAACCCGAAUUCCAAGACGGGGCUAGAUAUUGAAAGUCCUCGUCCCAAUACCAAACUUUUAUUCGAAGUCGUUCACUUCCCGCAAGCUGCUAAAAAGAAGGCCCGAAGGCUGAACAAAACCGUUCUAGGGUCUUGUGUGUAUGAGAUGGGUGAAUUGGUCAGGCUAGCGAAGGAACAGGAACGUGGCUCUAAUGUUGAUACAAGUCUGAUUGAUGAGGAAGAGAUUUGGGAAUGGGAAUGGUGGGAGCGCCUGUUAUGCCUUUUUACAAUCUAUCGGGAACUCAGAAUUGCGGAAUACGAGGAAACUCGGUUGGGUAAUUCUUCCUUGGUGGAACUUGGUUCGAACACGAGUCCAAGGCUUUCCGGCGCAAGUUUGAGUUCCUUGUCUGCGGGGUUAGGUGACGCAGAAGGGAGCUAUCUCUCACUAAAAUUUAGUAUGUAUGAUAAGAUUUAUCAGCGGCUUCAGGUUGAGUGGACAUACAUUGGUACAUUACUGCUUGGAUUAGCUGCUAUCGACGCCGCAAUCUUUGCUAUAUCACCUUCCUCGUCUUCGCCUUCCUUCUCUGAUGUCGCUUCUGGCGCAAAAGCUGCCGACUUGGCAUCGUCAUCAUCCUUGUUCCCUGUUGACUCUUACGCUAGAGAGGCACACGUUCGUUAACCGUGCACGUCCUUCCUUGCCUUCUUCUUCUCAUGUUGAUUCUUCUCCCUUUACCCCUUCAUCAUCCCCCCAAAUCGAACAACCCACACCUCCAUAUCAU
Lentinula edodes (shiitake mushroom) is the source of this 1180-nucleotide messenger RNA. RefSeq lists its product as uncharacterized. Lineage: Eukaryota; Fungi; Basidiomycota; Agaricomycetes; Agaricales; Omphalotaceae. Bases 223 to 1080 code for a protein of 285 amino acids. The record is from RefSeq and is a predicted model, not a curated record. The transcript has 8 exons.